AAAACAAAACAAAAAACAUUCUAAAGUUUUGUUAGUUUUAUAAUUGAUGUUGCGUGUCCCCUGUUCAUCCCUAAAUCCUGCAGGCUUCUGAAUUUGUAAUCUUUACAAUUAUUCCAUAUGGAGAAAUAUGAGAAAAUUAAAGUGGUCGGGCGUGGUGCCUACGGAACUGUUUAUCUUUGCCGCCGCUUGAGUGACAAGAAAUUAUUAAUCAUUAAACAAAUCCCUGUGGAACAGAUGACUAAAGAUGAAAGACAGACAGCUUUGAAUGAGGUGAAAGUUCUGUCGAUGCUAAACAACCCUUUCAUCAUCAAAUAUUACGAGAACUUUCUAGAAGACAAAGCUUUAAUGAUUGUCAUGGAAUACGCACAAGGUGGGACAUUGUUUGAAUUAUUACAGAGCCGUAAUGGACAACUUUUGGAUGAAGAGGUCAUCCUGCAUUACUUUGCUCAGAUGCUGUUGUCUCUUCAACAUGUUGACUCCAAACAAAUUCUUCACCGAGACCUCAAGACACAGAACAUACUCCUAGACAAAAAGAAGCAGAUUGUCAAAAUCGGAGACUUUGGCAUUUCCAAAGUUCUUAGCAGCAAAAGUAAAGCUUAUACGGUUGUUGGCACCCCAUGUUACCUGUCUCCUGAACUCUGUUCUGGAAUGCCAUAUAACCAAAAAAGCGACAUCUGGGCUCUUGGUUGUGUUCUCUACGAAAUGGUUACUCUGAAACGAGCCUUCGAGGCAUCGAAUCUUCCAGCUUUGAUCAUCAAAAUCGUUGGAGGGACCUUUGAACCAAUUCCUGAUAUUUACAGUGAAGAAUUGCGAUCACUCAUUCUAAGCAUGCUUCACCGAGAUCCUAGCAAACGACCAACCAUAAACCAGAUUAUCACCCAACCUCGAAUUAUUAAUCAUGUUCUCUACCUUUAUACUGACUGGGGCAAAAUCCCAUCAACCAGGGUACAAAGACCAUUGUCCAGUAUUCAGCCUUCAGCACGGAACAGGCAGUCGGUGAGAGGAGGCAAUAACAUCACAAACAGAGAUACUCUCUCAGAGAAAUCUCAGGCUGCAAGCUGUGUGUAUUGUUGGGGAGGUGGCAUUCCACAACCACUGAAAUUAACUCUGCCAAGUUGUGACACCCAAGUCAUUCAAGUGGCAGCAGGAAGAACCCAGAAAGCCGCUGUCACUAAAAGUGGUCGAUUAUUUGUUUGGGAGAGUACAGGAAUUACAACUGACAGUGUCUUACCUGGAACUGUAGAGAAUUCUAGCCCUGCUUUUAUACCAAGAUACCUGGAAGGUCAAGCGGCCGUCACAAUUCAACAUGUUUCUUGCGGAGAUCUUUUUGCUGCCUGUUUGACAGGUUAGGGGAUUCUAAUGACUCUGGGAAGUGGUGCCAAUGGUUGUCUGGGACAUGGCAACUUUAAUGAUGUUACUCAUGCAAAGAUAGUGGAAGCUCUUCUGGGUUAUGAAGUGAUGCAGGUGUCAUGUGGUGCAUCACAUGUUUUAGCAGUGACCAAUGAACAUGAAGUAUUUGCUUGGGGACGUGGAGAUAACGGUCGUCUUGGUUUAACUACCCAGGAGAGCUGUCUUUCUCCAUCAGCUGUGCCAAUUCCUGAAAAUAUGCAGCCAUUUUCUGUCCACUGUGGUGUGGAUAGUUCUAUUAUAUUAACUGUGGACAAGAAACUUCUAAGUUGUGGCAAUAACAGAUAUAACAAACUUGGAUUAGACACAGAGGAAGAGAAUGUGGAUGUCAUCUUUAAGUUCACUGUCGUCAGUCGGUUGCCUUUAGGUGAGAAAGAAAUAAAAAAUGUUGCCCUGGGUACAUCCCACACUGCGGUUGUGACAGUCAGUGGUGAAUGUUUCACGUUUGGUUCAAACCAGUUUGGCCAGUUGGGUUAUGAAACAGAAUUCUCCUCUCGCAGCCGACCUCGCCGUGUCGACAGCUUAGAGUCGUUUGUAACUACUGCAGUAGCAUGUGGCGAUACCUACACCAUAGCAGUCACCGAAGAUUCAGAAGUAUUUUCAUGGGGAAACAGUUCUCGAGGUCGACUCGGCAGGAAUUCAGAAAACAGUGGAAUCCCUCAGAAGAUUACUUUCCCAGAUGAUCCGUUCACUGUGACCUCGGUCUCUUGUAGCUAUGGUAACACUCUCAUUGCUACCAAACAUUAACACCCAUUCCAAUGAACUUGGUGCAGCUGUCUGCAUUAUAUCAACACAUAGUGAUGGCUGCAGUGGUAUCACUGUCACGUGACUGUCACAUGACUCACUUCUAUUCAUGCCUCACAUCACUAAUUGCACUUGAACAGGCAGACAGACUGACAGGCAGCAGAGAAGCCUUUAAUAAUAUACUUGUGUAAACUGUGGUUGUGAUGUAAGUGUGUAUGCUCUUUUACUCUUUUGCUUGUUUCAGUCAUGUGACUGUGGCCAUGCUGGAGCACCGCCUUUAGUUGAUCAAAUCGACCCUGGGACUUAUUCUUUGUAAGCCCAGU
This is a messenger RNA of Octopus sinensis (East Asian common octopus), 2474 nucleotides long. RefSeq names its product serine/threonine-protein kinase Nek8-like. Gene Ontology annotation, molecular function: protein kinase activity; ATP binding. Lineage: Eukaryota; Metazoa; Mollusca; Cephalopoda; Octopoda; Octopodidae. The record is from RefSeq and is a predicted model, not a curated record. The transcript has 17 exons. Gene Ontology annotation, biological process: protein phosphorylation.